Molecule: messenger RNA, 4949 nt
Organism: Protopterus annectens (West African lungfish)
Lineage: Eukaryota; Metazoa; Chordata; Ceratodontiformes; Protopteridae
Product: cell surface hyaluronidase-like
Exons: 25
Coding region: 119-4750 (1543 amino acids)
Source: RefSeq, a predicted model, not a curated record
CUGAAAAGCUUCAUUGUUUCAAAAUAUUUCAGCGGAUUCAGUAUGACUGCAUACCUUUCUACUACCGUAUGAAGCUGCUGGGUCUUCCUUUAGGAGCAAUCCUGCAGGCAGCUUAGAAAUGUCCAACAAGUAUAAUUAUUGGUCUCAGAACCUUCUGUCAGCUUGUUUUGCACCACUUCCAGAAACAAGUCAUGUUUAUACUCAGGAUUCUCCAAGAUGUCAUCAACAUUUUCAAGGCGUGCAUAGUGGACAGCAGCUGCAUUGUUUCAUCUCUAGAUGUGGACUCUGGAUUACAAAGAAAAAUUGCAGCUUCAGGUUAAACUGCAGUGCUCAUGCCGUUGUAUGUGUGACUUUAAUGCUGUGCUUGCUUUGCUGGCAAACAUCCAGCGCAGUGGAUCUAAAAAAUGACGUUCAACAUACUAAUACUACUGUAUGGGCUAAGGCAGCUAGAAGUGUUCUUUUCCAAGACAUGUGGUCAAAAGGCACCAUUGUACAUCACAGAAUGAACAGAACAAUUAGAAAUAGUCCUGUUGGUUACAGCCGGAGGAGAAUAUUACUGAGGAGACAGAGUGAGAAGCUUAGAAAAUACAGUUACAGCCAAAAACCCAUACAAAUGCAAAAGACCUGUCAGCCAUUGCUUAUUUUGUCCAGACAUGUGCUAACUGAAGCUUUUGGCAAAGAUACAGCUCUCAAAGUUUUACCAUCUACCACGUGUGACCAGCCUGCUACUGUGUAUCAUGUUAAGAUCAAUCCACUUAAGUUGAUCCAGGUGAAGGUGAAGCCCAUUUUACUACAUAAAGUUCUAAUGUUUCUGAAAGACUUGGGUCUUUUGGCAGAUACACACCAAGCAAAAUCAUUUUUACUUGUGAAAAAGCAGAUGAUGAAAACACAGAGAAUCCAACUGUCCAAAGCUGAUGGUAAACCCUAUGAUGCCUGCCCUGUCAAAAACUCCCAUCUAAUCCCUUGGAAUCCUGGACAUGAUCGAAAUAAGAAGAUUAUAAUAAGUGGAGGUGCUUCUCUCAGACUGGAUUCCAAUGCAACAGUUCACUCCAUUGUAAUUGAAAACAAAGGAAAAUUAGUACUUGGAGAUAAUCCAGGCAACACGAUCUUCUUGAGAACAAGAUAUAUCCUUAUUAGAGAUGGUGGUGGCUUGUAUGCUGGAUCAGAAACUUGUCCUUUCAAUUCUACUGCUGUUAUUUCACUGUAUGGUAAGUCAACAACUGGCCCAAGUGUGGACAAUUUUGGGAAGAAAUUUAUUGGCAUUGAUAAAGGAGGUAUCCUGGAAUUACAUGGAAGAAAACCUGUCUCUUGGACUCUCUUGGAUAGAACUUUAUACCCUAAUGGUCUCCAGUAUGGAUCCUAUAAGUACCAGAAAUACUGGGGCAGCAGAGGCAUUAACAUUAGAAUAAUUGAUGGAGGUACAGGUCAGAUUGUGGCAUCUGACCGAUUUGACACUCACUUGAUGAUUAAUGAAAGCAGAAGACUAGUGGAUUUUCUACGUUCUCACCCACCAGGAAGACUGGCUGCAGUGGCCGUAGGAGACUCUGCUGCUAAAAGCUUGACAAUGGAAGCUAGACAAUACAUUAAAGAAAUGCUGGGGAGCAAGUACAUCAACUCACUGGGUUACAGACAACCCUGGGCUUUGGUUGGAACCAUUGGAGGUGGUCUGUUCUCUACAACUGAAGACAAGAGACUGUAUGAAGGAAAUGGUACCACUAAUUUAGCAGUGGCUAGAAGAGACUUUCAUACAUAUGAUGGAACCCAUUUUACAGUGACUGCCUACAGUGAAUGGGUAAAAGGAAUCCCUCAUAUUGGAUUUAUUGUGGAAGUCUCUCAAGGCAUUAUUCUUACCUUACUGGAUGAUGUCAGCAGCUGGUCACCUAGCAACAGAAUAGUGAUAGCAGGAACUGACUUCUCCAUGUAUCAAGCAGAAGAAUUCACUUUGCUUCCUUGUCAAGAGUGUAAAAUAAAUCAAGUUAAAAUUGAUGGUAAUCCUCUGUACCUUCACAUGGGAGAGAUUGUAGAUGGAGUUGACAUGAGAGCUGAAGUCGGGCUGCUUACAAGAAACAUAGUCAUCAAGGGAGAGGUUGAGGACCACUGCUAUGGAGACAACCAUUGUCAAUUUUUUAAAUAUGAUACUUUUGGAGGGCAAAUAAAGAUUCAAAGAAACUUUCACUCUGUUCACUUGUCAGGCAUCGAAUUAGUGAAUAUGGGGCAGCAGGUUAUGGGGAGCUACCCAGUCCACUUUCAUUUAGCUGGUGAUGUUGACCAGAAAGGAAAUUAUGAUCCUCCAACAUACCUCAACGACUUAGCCAUUCAUCACUGCUUUUCUAGAUGCAUUGCUGUACAUGGAACACAUGGCCUUUUGGUAAAGGACACUAUUGGUUAUGACACUUUAGGACACUGUUUUUUUCUUGAAGAUGGAGUAGAACAGAGAAAUACAUUUUAUCACAAUUUAGGCCUUCUCACAAAACCUGGUACAAUAUUGCCUACAGACCGUAAUGAGGCAAUGUGUCUUUCUAUCCGUGAUAACGUUUAUGGGAAUUACAUUCCAGUGCCAAGCACCGAUUGCAUGGCUGUCAGUACAUUUUGGAUAGCCAAUCCAAACAACAAUUUAAUAAGCAAUGCAGCAGCGGGUGCUCAGGAUGUUGGGUUCUGGUACAUAUUCCACAAAGUACCCACUGGACAUUGUGAAGGUGAAUAUGAAGAGGGUCAUGCUGAAUUUACACCUCUCGGGAUAUUCUAUAAUAACAGAGCACAUUCUAAUUUCAAGGCUGGCCUUUUCAUUGGGAAUGGAGUAAAAACAACAAGAGCAAAUGCAGAAAAUCCUAGAGAGUACCUUGCGCUUGAUGUUGCCAGGUUUCGCCCUCAUAAGGAUGGAGACCCAGCAAAGCCACGUAUACCUGCUAUAAUUGAUGGUCUGAUAGCUUUCAAAAACAAUGACCAUGGUGCCUGGGCCAGAGGCGGUGACAUUAUUUUCCGGAGUUCAGGGUUUGCUGACAAUGGGAUCGGGCUCACACUUGCUAGUGAUGGCACCUUUCCAACAGAUGACGGUUCAAGUCUGGAAGUCACAGAGUCCAUUUUUGUAGGUGAAAGCAGCAACGUGGGUUGCCAUAAAGGACAAAACAUUUACUGGGGUAGAGGUGCAAAUGGAGAGUACAGAACACUUCCCAGGAACAAAACAUUUCCUAUUCGUGGUUUCCAGAUAUAUGAUGGACCUGUCAGACUGACAAAAUCUACUUUCAAAAAGUUCAUGCCAACUGCAGACAGAUUCUCCAGUGCCAUUGGUUUUUUUGUGAAGAAUUCGUGGCAGAUCAGUCCAAAAAACAAUGUAACUCAUCUAAAGAUGGAAGACGUUGAUUUGAAAGUAUUCUUCGGUAAACCUGGCCAGUGGUUUGGAAACAAUAACAACGAUGGUGACAAAACCUGUAUUUUUCAUGACCUGGAUGGUUCAGUGACAGGCUAUCGGGACACCUAUGUGGCAAGGGCAGACAACUACUUGAUUCAGCAUCCUGGAUGUAUUCGAGUACCACGAUGGAAUGGCAUUAUUUGUGCUGGGAAAUACGCACAGCUGUACAUUCAAGCAAGGCGGCCUGAGAAUCUGACUUUGAUAAUUGCCAGAGAAAGUUAUGCUAGAUAUCCUUUGAAACUGCAUGGUGUGAACCGUGGAGCACCAUACCAGCAGUACCAACCAGUCGUGAUGCUGGAGCAGGCCUACACUUUAAACUGGGAUGGCAGUGCACCUGAAGAGAUCAUUCUUUAUCCAAUAAACUUUAACAGAGACGACUGGAUUCAUCUUGCACUGUGCUAUCCUAAGGGAACAACAUUUAAAAUUGUAUCUGAUGUAAACAACAGACAAACUGGAAAAGUACACAGUGUGGAACACUACACUUUGGCACCAUCGCUGCAGUUUCUACUGGAAAAUACCCAAAAAAGGCUUUAUUACUUUGACAAGAAGUCAGGGUAUCUCUUAAUUCAUCUACAAGCAAAUCUUGCUCGCAAAGGACACAGCUACUGUGCCAAACAAGGUUGUGAACGGGUUAAAAUCAUAGCCCACAAGACUUCAAAGGAUAGCAGGAGAUGUUCUUCCAAUCCAUUCCCAGCAAAUGACCCUAAGAUACUGGCUAAGCACUUGUCUGUUUCUCCACGUCUGUCUUCACCCUGCAUUCAGUGUGGUGCCUCUAAGGUUGCUAUUACAAGUGAUCCUUCUGUGAGAUACGUGAAGAUCGAAAUUCACUCUCAAAGCGCUGGAGACAGACGUCGAAAUCUAAAGUCAGCCUUCAUUAAGAUUGGUGAUGAUGUGUUCCCAUUUAAGGGUUUGGGUCUCUUUAUUGUGGUGGUAGAUGCCUGUUCUGGAAAUGUCAUCAGCAGGCGAUAUUUUGAUACAGUCAGUGCUUAUCAUGGUGAUACUGAAAUGAUUAACAAUUAUAUUAGAAAUCGUAUUAAAGAAAGGUCAGUUGUUUUAGUGUGUUCAAGCCAUAUUGGAAAUCUGACAAACAACGGAGGUUCAUCAUUCAUGAAGUUAGGCUCUGCAAAACCAAUAGAGUUCUUCAGGAAAGGAAGUUUUGCUAUGUUAGGUUAUAAAGGUCAAGUGACGCCAUCCUGGAUUAAAAUUAUAAAUCGAGCUGCAGGUCAGAAAGUAGCUUCCCUUCAGCAGUAUGUUCCACUUGAACUGAGUGAAUACAAAUGUACAAAAAAAUCAAAAGAAAUUGGAAAAGAUGUAAAACUAUUAAAAUAUUUGUAUAAUUAGAAACAUCUAACGUCUAAAUACAGAACUUAGUGUCCAUGUGGAAAAAAAUGAUAACUGAUUUUUUAUGCGCAUGUGAAAUAUUUGUUUAAUAAUCACUAACUUUGUAUUUAAUAACAUAUGUAUUGUAUAGAAUUAUAAUAAAAAAUGAGAUUAGUUUUGCUUUGGUGUUUUCUUUCUGUUAACCUCAUGAAUCGAAGUU